AUGCCAGACGAGAUCCCUCAUGCGCAGCUCAAACGACAAGCGUUUAGCGCCCGCCGCAUCCAGUGUCCCUACCCAGGCUGCAAACGCUGGUUGAAAAAUUCCUCUGGGCUGAAACUUCAUCAAAGCUCGGCCCAUAGCCACUCGUUUACCCAUCCUGGAUCACAACGCACACAACACGCCUCUGUUGAAGAAAUUGAAGAUGAAGAAGCUCCCAGACGCACCAACAAUGAGCUCUGGGAGUCGAAGCAUGGACUUAUUCGUGAUUAUCACGAGACGCUGACUGGUUGUAUUUGUGACGAGAAUGGCAACUUUGUUGACCCUGGCACUCCUCCUCCACCAUACACAGCAAAAAGUCCUGACGACUGGACUCCAUAUUGCAACCGACUGGAAUUUGAGUGCGCAGAUUUCAUGUACACUGAAAACCAGAUGUCCGCUGGUGAUAUAAACAAGAUUCUCUACUUGUGGGGAAUCACUCUCGCUGUUCAUCGCGACAAUCCACCAUUUGCCGACUACAAGGACCUGUACAAUACUAUCGACGCAACACCGCUAGGCGAUGUCGCAUGGGAAAGCUUCUCCCUGAAGUACAAUGGCGAUAAACCUGCUGGAGAGUGUCCACUUUGGAUGGAACAGUCGCACGAGGGGGGGUUCCGGGACCCUCAUACCGUCGUCAAGAACAUGCUCGCAAAUCCAGAUUUCAAAGGUGGAAUUGAUUAUAUGCCCUACCGUGAAUUUCAGGAGAAGGAUGAGCAACGCCGCUAUAAGGAUUUCAUGUCAGGAGACUGGGCCUGGCAGCAAGCAGACCAAAUCGCACAGGACCCACAAACACAUGGUGCGGCUUUCGUUCCCAUCAUUGUAGGCAGUGACAAGACGACGGUGUCUGUCGCUACUGGUAAAAACGACUACUACCCUCUAUAUCUCUCGAUUGGGAACAUUCACAAUAACGUCACACGGUGUGGCGACGGACACUACCAGCGCAUUAUAUAUGGCCUUGGACCCUACAUUGCAGACUACGAAGAGCAGGUAGUAUUGGCGUGCAUGGUCAAAGAUUGGUGUGGAAGAUGCCUUGCAUUUCCCUCAAGUCUUGAUGAAGGAGGUGUUUCUCGGUCACGCGAACAUACUGAUGCGCUUGUGGAUUCUAUAGAUUUUGGUAUACUUUGGGACGAGUAUGGUAUCAUUGGCGAGUUAGUGCCCUUCACCAAUGACUUUCCUCGUGCCGACAUUCACGAGCUCCUUGCCCCCGACAUACUGCACCAGCUCAUCAAAGGAACCUUCAAGGACCACCUUGUUGAAUGGGUGGGUCAAUACCUCGAACUCACGCACGGCAAAACACGCGCCAAGGCGAUCUUAGAUGAUAUUGACCGAAGAAUUGCUUCCGCGCCGCCCUUCCCUGGCCUACAACGCUUUCCACAAGGCCGUGGAUUCUCACAAUGGACAGGUGACGACUCCAAAGCUUUGAUGAAGGUCUAUCUACCAGCAAUUGAGGGCCACGUACCAGAUGAUAUGGUUCGGGCAUUUCGAGCCUUGCUAGAGUUCUGCUACAUCGUGCGCGCGAACGUAGUGACGGACGACACUCUCGCAGCGCUGAAAGAUGCCCUUGGGCGUUUUCAUACUUACCGGACUAUUUUCCAGACUACUGGCGUCCGCUUCGACAUUUCCCUACCCCGACAACACUCUCUCAUCCACUAUGAGCUUCUCAUCCGAAUGUUCGGUGCUCCGAACGGCCUCUGCUCGUCAAUCACGGAAUCAAAACAUAUCAAGGCGGUAAAGCAACCAUGGCGACGUUCAAGCAAGUACAACGCGCUCAGCCAGAUGCUCCUUACCAAUCAGCGCCUGGACAAAGUCGCUGCAGAAAGAGUUGAUUUCACAACACGCGGCAUGCUCAAAGGGUCUUGUGCCUUCAGCUACUACAAUUCAUUUGUUGAGAAUCCCUCAUAUAUCGACAACGACGAUGGAGACCCAGAGGUCCAACCAAACCCAGCGCAUGCAGGAAGCAACCCCUUUGCUAUCGAGAGUGACGACUUUGACGAUGUUGAGGAUCAGGGUGUUGUAGAUGAUGUGGAUGUCAUUGCUGAUGUGCAAUUAGCACGGACCUUUCAACGAAAACGCGCCCGUACCGUUGCUGAUCUCGCAGACGAACUCGACAUCCCAUCAUUCCCGUACAACCACCAUUCUUCUGCCGAUGUCCCCCUUCGCGACUGUCCAUCCUACACGGGACCAAUCAAGAUAUUUCAUUCAGCCGCUGCAACAUUUAUCGCACUCAGUGAUCCGAGUGGAAUCACUGGUAUGCGCCGUGAGCACAUUCGCGUUGUGCCUUCGUGGCGCAAGGGACCAGCUCGCUUUGACUGCGCCUUCGUCAACACGGACAAUAGGCAUGAUGGAAUGUUGAGCAUGGAUGUCGUUCGAAUAUUCUGUUUUGUCUCUUUUACUUUUACUAACAGUCACACAUACCCAUGUGCCCUCAUUCAAUGGUUCCAUCGCAUCGCCGAGGAACGAGACGAGCUCACAGGAAUGUGGAUGGUGGCACCGUCUUUCAAUGAAGACGGCUCUCGCGAUUUGUCCAUCAUCCAUAUUGACAGUAUCAUUCGCGGUGCUCACUUACUCCCAAUAUUCGGUACUCAGCUCGUACCACGCGGCCUUCGAUUCUACGAUUCUCUGGAUGUAUAUUGAGGAUUCUACGUAAAUCGGUUCAUUGAUCACCAUGCUUUUGAG
Messenger RNA from Suillus subalutaceus, 2709 nucleotides. RefSeq lists its product as uncharacterized. The transcript is spliced from 11 exons. Bases 1 to 2667 code for a protein of 888 amino acids. Lineage: Eukaryota; Fungi; Basidiomycota; Agaricomycetes; Boletales; Suillaceae. The record is from RefSeq and is a predicted model, not a curated record.